Molecule: messenger RNA, 2335 nt
Organism: Oncorhynchus nerka (sockeye salmon)
Lineage: Eukaryota; Metazoa; Chordata; Actinopteri; Salmoniformes; Salmonidae
Product: RING finger protein 222
Exons: 1
Coding region: 238-933 (231 amino acids)
Source: RefSeq, a predicted model, not a curated record
CGGAGACACUGCCCUGUGGGAGGAGUGGCACGUGUUUUGGUUUCACUCAGCCAGUGCAUUAGACUUCCAGGCAGAUAGGUUCGGGAUCUUAGCCUAAUGAAAUCAGCUUUAUUCUCGCUGUUGGAGCUAUAGUAAAAUCCCGUGGUGUCGCACACAGCUGUUAUUAGGAUUUUGGGUGAUUCCAUGGUGCACCAGCAGUGUGGAUAGCACUGCCAGGCAGCGCGUAAAGGCUCCAGGAUGACACCAUUAGACGGACAUCAAGCGGAGGAACGGGACUCGCAGAGCCAGGAGGACUCAGAGUGUCCCGUGUGUUAUGAAAGUCUCUCCGGCACGGAGAGGACCCUGAGCUGCGGACACGUUUUCUGCCACGACUGUCUGGUCAAAACCUUGGUCAGUAUCAACAGGGACGGCGUCAUCAGAGACACCAUCAUCUGUCCCGUCUGCCGACACCUGACUUUCAUCAAGAAGCAACAGGAGGUUGGGGUUCCUCUCGCCCCGGGGAAAGAGGCCGAGGAAGGAGGCGGGCAGACCUUGAAGGUUCCUGUCCCUCCACCAGCACCUGGUAACCCACAGCAUCACCAUGAAGCACGACGCGCGUCAGGGCAUAGUAGCUCAUCGUCUGAUUCAAGUGGACUGAGCUGGAUUGUGAGACGUUUUAGGUGGAUUUCAGAGAGAUGCAGGAGUCGACGGAUACUGUCACUGAUCACUCCCGACCACAGAAACUCUCAGAUUUUCAUCAUCAGUGCCCAGGGCCGACCCAUGGCUGAUGAAGAUGCGGUGAGCCUGGACACUAUGCCUGUUGUUCUCCAACCCAACCGCAGGAGACGGCGCGUCAAGAUUUGUACAACAGCACGUUGCUUGGUCGUUCUGCUUGUGAUAUUCACAUUGAUGGCAAUGGUAGCUGCCACACUUCCUUGGAUUAUAUUGGCAUAGUCCACAAAGCCAGAGCCAUAUGGCUCUAGCAUAUGCAUGGUGCGUCAUUGCGCACUACGUGAUCGUCAUCACUAUGUCUUGUUAUUGUAUGGUCAUUUUCUCUUCUCUCAUGCUCUCAUGAAGACAAUGUAUUGCACUUAAUUAACUGAAACGUGUCACUUUGUCCAUUCUGUCAAUAUAUAUAUAUAUAUAUAUAUAUUGUAGUGCCAUAUAGUUUGAACUUGUCCAGUGUGUUCCUUGUGUUCCUGUUUGUACUCAAUGCUCUGGACAGGAUCUCAUUAAGUCACUGAAGGAAACAGGGCUGGUUCAGUCACUGGUGUCUGCAAAGAAAGUGAUAGUUUAUGGAAUGACUGAGAGGAAAAGGCAUUGUCUUAUUUCCUACAUUUAUACACUUUCUGAUGGUGGUUUGGUUAAUAAUGGUUGAAAUAUUGGUCCCAAGAUCAAAAGAAGAAGAGGUCCCUGUGAACAUGCCUCCAUAUUCACCCCAUUACCAUGGUAACUACCGAUGCUCACCAUAUAACUGCCCCAUAUGUUGUUGGCAACAAGUCCUCAAUAAAGAAUGGUGAGGGUUGCAAUCCCAGCACCUCUCAUGGAGACCAUUGUCGUGUGUUUCUGGUUGUAAGUUGUUUUACCUGUUUAAUGAGAACUUCAGUGACAUUUACAAGGACAGGCUACAGUGACUUCAUUAGAAGGACUAGAUAACCAACACAUCAUGUGCCAAAAUAUUUUUUAUGUCCUACCGGCACGUGGUACAUUCUGACAAUGCAAACAGAGAAAGGGAGACAGAAACAGAGACUGACACAGAGACACAUGAGAGGCACCGAGACAGAAAGAGACACCAAGACACAGAGAGAAAGUGCACUAUCAAAUGCCUUCAGUAUCCUCGGCAAAUAAUUCAUGUGAGUCCCUGGCAGGUUGAAGGAGCAGGACCGACUUGCAGGUGAAGAUGAGCAUGGGUCGGGGAUUGAUUGCUGUAAAGAGAGACUUGGGGCACGGGAACACUGAGGUGUUGUCUUACAACUGACACCACAUAGAGGCCCUGCUAUACCAACACCAGGGAGAGAGAGUUAGCUCUGCUUUCUCUAUUGUGAAGGGAACAACGUCUACAGUUUAUAAUGGACAAGGAAUGUACAGCAUUGGAGGAUCUGAUACAGGGCCAAUAUAGUUGUGUAGGCUACAUGGUGAACAUGAGAGGACAGUCAAGUGUUACAGAGCCACUUACAGUAAAGUGUUACAGAGAAACGUACAGUCAAAUGUUAACUAGUUUAUUAUGUCAGGAACAAGGUUUCUGGAAUGUGCUUUAUCAACGUCUCCAUCCUCCAUGUGUUCUCUCUUUCCUCUGCUUGUCUAGUUGUUCCUGUUUAACUGGUUGGUUAGCAACCAACCAACCGCCUCAGCUGUU